UCACACACACACACACACGCACCGCAGAAAGUUUCGAGGGUUGACGAGCAGUGGGAUACCUACGGGCAGGAAGUGACGGAACUGCAUACAUUUCAGAAGGAGGGGGGAAAAGGCGAGAAAAGGUAUCAACACAAAGCAGAGUGUGAAGCAACGUGGGACCGUUGUAGAGUUUUGUCGGAGGAGGAGUGAACUGCGCAUGAUCUCAACAACACCGGAGCGGCGAGCAACUUUUUUCAAUGGAAGGAGGCUACCAGCAGUGAGAAGCGGAGAUUUUACUCAGCGGCUCUGAUAUCCAUGACUGUGCUCACACUUCUGGAAAGUAUCGGCACACAACGGCACCAUAUGGAGCAGUGACCCACAAAACCUCCAGCCUCCCCUAGCUUUGGAAAUGCGGGGAAAAACUUAGCGCAAAAGGAGGUGGAGGAGGAGAGAAGUGUGGGAGACAGUUGGAGGAUAUGAACUCGGACCUUCAGGUUUCGCCACGAUUAUUCGCUCCGUCCGGUUCGGUUUUGCGUCUUUGGGGAUGUUUGCGGGUUGCACCUCUGCGCCUUCCGUUCGGACGCUGGCUCGCCUUUGCACCCUGGUGCUGAUGGUCGCCGUGGGACUCGGGUCGGAGCUUCGGGUUCGGGUCCGGCUCUCAGACGGGUUGGUGACCGAGGAGAUUUUGGAGGCGGACAGUGAGAGAGACUCGAUAUCGCUGGAAUUUAAGCAAGGAGACGGAACCCUCAUCACUUUUGUAGCAGACUUUAAACAGGAAGUGAAGAUCUUCCGAGCGCUGAUCCUGGGCGAGCUGGAGAGAGGGCAGAACCAGUACCAGGCGCUGUGCUUCGUCUCUCGCCUCGGCCGCAAUGAAAUCAUCCCCAGUGAGUCCAUGGCGCGACUCAGACAGAAAAAUCCUCAUGUCAUUCGCCUGGCAGAGGAGCGAAAAGGGCUUGAGCAGCUGACGAUGAGCGCCGCUGUGAACCUCAGCCGGGCCUGGCAGCUCAGCUCCCACAUCCACAACAUGUGCAGCGAAGCUCAUGAGGCCAUUUACACCAGGGAGGCAGAUGUGAAAUACUGGCUGCAGAAAGGAGUGGACGGCUCAAUAUUUGAGGUCCUGCCUCAGACGACGGAGGCGCCCAGCUUUCAGGCCUGUCAUUCUACUAAAGACUUGUGGCAGCCGUGUCUCUGCACGUACGGCCUCCGUCUGGAGUGGUACCCGUGUCUGUUGAAGUACUGCCGCAGCCGGGACGGCACGGCCAAAGGGACCACAUACAAGUGCGGCAUCAGGAGCUGCAGCAAGGGCUACCAUUUCACCUACUACGUCCCCCAGAAACAGCUCUGCCUGUGGGACGAGGAGACCUAGUGUUCUUUUUUUUUUUUUUUUUUUUCUCUCUGGGAAGUUAUAAAUGGAGGAAA
This is a messenger RNA of Poecilia latipinna (sailfin molly), 1398 nucleotides long. RefSeq names its product OAF homolog a (Drosophila) (gene oafa). The coding region runs from base 524 to 1345 and encodes 273 amino acids. NCBI's taxonomy places the organism in Eukaryota, Metazoa, Chordata, Actinopteri, Cyprinodontiformes, Poeciliidae. The record is from RefSeq and is a predicted model, not a curated record. The transcript is spliced from 4 exons.